AUGGCGGCCCCCAGCCUGCAGGUGAACGGCAGGCCCUUCAGCAUCUACGCCAACAGCGGCCUGAUCCUCGGCAAGGCCGAGGCGAUGCUGAGUCUCACCAGCCAGGUGGCCGAGAUCGCGGCCGAGUGCAAGUUCUGGAUCUCCGACCAGAGCUUCGUCAACCUGGUCCGUUACUACAUGAUUAAGGAGCGCGGCGAGGACAAGGUCUUGAUGUUCCCAGACAUGGAGAAGACCGCCUCCCUGGGGCACUACAGCUGGUACUAUUGGACCGAGGACGGCUGGCUCGCCACCAUGGACGGCAAGCGGGAGAGGCUGUACGUGGUCCAUCAGUACGACCGCGCCCCGCAGGCCAAGCUGCUGACGGAGCUGGUCUGGAACAAGACGGCCGAUUGGCUGCGCCAGCGCGAGUGAGCUCCCUUCCCUCUGCAGCAGGUUCAACAAGGCGAAAGCACGAGUGAAGAGGAACUCGUUUUCGGACCGAUGCCGUUGCGAGGUUCCGCCAGCAGUGUUCUGCUGCAUCGAAAACGCUGCUCAGGGCCGCGCACCGAGCAGAAGUGCUAAAACUAGCGUUCGGCCAGCUUGCGAUUUGCCUCUUGACGGACCGACCUUUUCAAACGUUUCUUGCGCGCGCGCGUGUACGUGUGUACGUGUGUGUGUACGUGUGGGUGUGUACGUGUGUGUGUG
Molecule: messenger RNA, 684 nt
Organism: Prorocentrum cordatum
Lineage: Eukaryota; Dinophyceae; Prorocentrales; Prorocentraceae
Source: the annotation of a GenBank genome assembly